Messenger RNA from Batrachochytrium dendrobatidis JAM81, 2463 nucleotides. Its product is annotated as mRNA-binding ribosome biosynthesis protein NOP4. NCBI's taxonomy places the organism in Eukaryota, Fungi, Chytridiomycota, Chytridiomycetes, Rhizophydiales. The record is from RefSeq and is a predicted model, not a curated record. Bases 1 to 2463 code for a protein of 820 amino acids. The transcript has 6 exons. Gene Ontology annotation, molecular function: mRNA binding.
AUGCCAUCAACCAAGAAAGAUCAGACCACCGUCAACCUCUCAAUUCCCAAAAAACAACAUGCAUCUUCUAAAGUAACUAAAAAUAUCGUCAAUCCAUCAUCAGAUACGUUGGAAGAUUCCACGCCGAUUUCUGAUCAUCAUAUCACUAGCGUGGAUGUGGAUUCUGACGGAGAGGAUACCAGCUCGGUCUAUUCCAAAUCUACUUUGUUUGUUUCUACUCUUCCAUUCACUGCAAAAGCUGAUGAUCUUGAAGAGUUUUUUUCUCAGAUUGGUCCUGUACGUUCUUGUUUCAUUGCCAAGCAGAAAUUAACCGGCUUGUCCAGCGGUUGUGGAUAUGUCCACUUUGCCUUGGCUGAGGAUGCCCAACGUGCACUUGUUGAACUCAAAAAACAAAAGUUUAUGGGCGGUCGAACUUUGAAGAUGAAAAUUGCCUUGAGAAAGAGCAUUGUUGUUCAGAGAAAAUCAGGUAAACCUCGUGCAACAAUCAAAUCAGUUAUUGAGCCGACAAAGGCCAAACAACGUGCUCGACUUAUUAUUCGUAACUUGUCAUUUAACUGUAAGCCAGAAAAUCUACAGAAUGUAUUUUCAGCAUUUGGCAUAGUCAAGGAUUGCUCUGUGCCUCAUUUAGAUGAUGGAAAGGCUCGUGGAUUUGGGUUUGUCGAGUUUGAAACUAUGGAUUGUGCUCAACGUGCCUUGCAAGCCGUAAAUGGCACCAAGAUUUUGAAUCGGCCUGUUGCUGUCGAUUGGGCUCUUGCCAAAGCUACUUUUGAUCGACUUUCUGCAUUGCCUACAGCUGAAGGCGAAGAUUCAAGUGACAAUGAAGACCAAGUCGCAGAUGCCGCUCAACAUGACAAUGAAAUGACAACCAGUCUGAAACCCCAAAACAGUCUACACGAAUCAAUGAUGGAAGUGGAUGGUGAAGAUGGUAUGGAGAUUACUAUGGACGAUGAGUCUUCUGAAGAAGAUGACGGUAUCGAAAUCAUCAUGGAUAAUGAGGACGAUGCUGACACUACCUUGUUUAUUCGAAAUCUAUCAUUCGAAACAACCGAAAAAGAGCUUUACAACGCAUUUUCUACUUUUGGAAAGCUAAGAUAUGCCAAAAUCACUAUGGACAAGACCUCUGGUCUUUCAAGAGGUACAGGAUUUGUGUGCUUUUAUGAUGAAAAGAACACGUCCGACUGCCUAGUAGAGUACGAAAAAGCAAAGUCGGUAGCUUUGUUGCUAUCACAAAUGGCAUCCGGCACUAAUCCAGCAUUUAUGCUUGGCGGCAGAAUGCUAAGCAUUACUAUAGCCGUAUCCAAGAAACUGGCAGGAGAAUUGACAUAUGAUUCUAAAUUGCGUCGCCGAGCUCAAGACAAGCGCAACAUGUAUUUGAUGCGCGAAGGAGUUAUAUUUGCAGGAACCGAGGCUGCCAAGACCAUCACUGAGGAAGAACUGUUGAAAAGGACAAACAGUUUUGCAGAUCGCAAACGCAUUUUGGCUACUAAUCCCAACCUCUUUAUCUCGCGUACCCGUCUCUCUAUUCGGUCGUUGAUGCCAUAUGUUACUGAUCAUGAGUUGCGAAACACUGCAAAACAUGCAGUGAUUGCUUUUUGGAAGCAAGUAGAAGAAGGAACUCGUCAACCCCUUGAACCAGAAGUGGUGGAUGAAGAGCUACAACAAGGGAACGAUGCACCAGGCAUCAAACGCAAGGUGACAAUACGACAAGCCAAGGUGCUAUUAGAUAUGGAUCGACUUGAUGCUGUAACCAAAAAACCAAAGUCUAAGGGAUACGGGUUUGUUGAGUUUAAUUCUCAUGCUGAUGCAUUAGCAUGUCUUCGAUGGCUCAAUAACAACCCAACUGCAUUCAUUCAAAAAAAACCACAGACUAACAAUGCUCAAAAAGCAGAUUCAACCCAAGACAAAAAGACUGAUAAACAAGUCAAGGCAAUGCCAGUUUCCAAUACCAAAGUAGCUAAGCGACCGAUUGUCGAGUUUGCAGUGGAAAAUAGAUUGGUACUUAAGCAGAGAGGCGAGCGCGAUAUCAUUAACAAAGCAAAAAAUCCAGAAUCAACCAAAGUUGAAGGUGCAGCAGCCAGAAUAGCUAAAAAGGAUCAGAUCAAGAAGCGUAAGAGAGAUGCUCCAACAGCCGAUGAGCCGUCUCAAUUACCUAAAACCAAGAAACCAGACAUAAAAAGUAUUGUUUCCAAGACAAAAGCAGGAAAGACUCGUGUAGAUGGAUCACAGUCGGUGAGCAGUCUACCCAAGAGACCGAGAGCACUGAAUGCUGCUUCUGGUUUGCCAGCAUUGGCGGAGACCGAAAAAUCAAUAUCCAAGAAACAAGCAAAGCGUGCUCGACAGGACAAGGAGGAAACAGACUUUACAUCCAUGGUGGCUCGGUACCGCUCCCAGAUAAAUGCGCCUUUAUCUAAAAAUGGAGAUGGAACACCACAUCCAAGAUCCAUAUCGUCUUGGACUGAGUAA